AUGAACGACACCUCAAAAUUUCCAAAGAAGUGGGAGACAGGGCAGGAGAAGGAAAAGCUUACGGUAACCUUGGCAACGCUUUUACAAAUCUUGAGAUCUCGGAAAGCCGUAGAGUACCUUGAACGAGACCUCAUAAUUUCUAGAGAAGUGGGAGACAGGGCAGGAGAAGGAAUAGCGUACUGUAAUCUUGGCAACGCCUAUUACGGUCUUGGAGAUUUCCAGAAAGCGUUACAGUACCAUGAACGCGACCUCAAAAUUGCCAAAGCAAUAGGAGACAGGGCAGGAGAAAGAAAAGCGUACGGUAAUCUUGGCUGCGCCUAUCACAGUAUUGGAGACUUCCAGAAAGCCAUAGAGUACCAUGAACGAAACCUCAAAAUUUCCAAAGAAGUGGGAGACAGGGCAGGUGAAAGAAACGCGUAUGGUAAUCUUGGCUGCGCCUAUAACUGUCUUGGAGAUUUCCAGAGAGGCAUAGAGUACCAUGAACAAAACCUCAAAAUUUCCAGAGAACUGGGAGACAGGGCAGGUGAAAGAAAAGCGUACAGUAACCUUGGCAACGACUAUGACCGUCUUGAAAUUUCCAGAAAGCUUUAGAGUACCAUGAACGAUACCUCAAAAUUUCCAAAGAAGUGGGAGACAGGGCAGGAGAAGGAAAAGCGUACGGUAAUCUUGGCAACGCCUAUGAUAAUCUUGGAGAUUUCCAGAAAGCCAUAGGGUACCAUGAACGACACCUCGAAAUUUCCAAAGAAGUGGGAGACAGGGCAGGAGAAGGAAAUGCGUACGGUAAUCUUGGCAACGUUUAUGACAGUCUUGGAAAUUUCAGAAAGCCAUAGGGUACCAUGAACGACACCUCAAAAUUUCCAAAGAAGUGGGAGACAGGGCAGGAGAAGGAAAAAGCGUACGGUAAUCUUGGCAACGUUUUUAUAAAUCUUGGAGAUUUCCAGAAAGCCAUAGAGUACCAUGCACGACACCUCAAAAUUUCCAAAGAAGUGGGAGACAGGGAAGGAGAAGGAAUAGCGUACGGUAAUCUUGGCAACACCUAUGGUAGUCUUGGAGAUUUCCAGAAAGCUUUACAAUACCAUGAAAGACACCUCAAAAUUUCCAAAGAAAUGGGGGACAGGGCAGGAGAAGGAAAAGGGUACUGUAAUCUUGGCUGCGCCUAUAACAGUCUUGGAGACUUCCAGAAAGCCAUAGAGUACCAUAAACGACACCUCAAAAUUUCCAAAGAAGUGGGAGACAGGGCAGGAGAAGGAAAAGCGUACGGUAACCUUGGCAACACCUAUAACAGUCUUGGAGACUUCCAGAAAGCGAUAGAGUACCUUCAACGGAACCUCAAAAUUUCCAAAGAAGUGGGAAACAGGGCAGGAGAAGGAAAAACCUACUGUAAUCUUGGCAGUGCUUAUGACGGUCUUGGAUAUUUCCAGAAAGCCAUAGAGUACCAUGAACGAGGCCUCAAAAUUUCCAAAGAAGUGGGAGACAAGGCAGGAGAAGGAAGAGUGUACUGUAAUCUUGGCAACGCUUUUAGAAAUCUUGGAGAUUUCGAGAAAGCCAUAGAGUACCAUGAACAACACCUCAAAAUUUCCAAAGAAGUGGGAGACAGGGCAGGAGAAGGCAAUGCGUACUGUAAUCUUGGCAACGCCCAUAUCAGUUUUGGAGAUUUCCAGAUAGCGGUUCACUGUUAUAAGAAUAGUCUCAUUGCCUUCGACCAUAUCAGGGGAAAUCUCAUAUCUAAUGACGAAUGGAAGAUUAGUCUUGGGAGUACUUAUAAUGAUAUUAAUUUGAAGCUAUGGGGGCUGCAGUUGAAGGAAGGUAAAGUCGUUGAGGCACUUUUAACAGCUGAUCAUGGACGUGCGCAAGCCUUAAAUGAUCUUCUGGAGUUCAAAUAUGGGUUAAAAGGGUUAUCUCGAGAAAUAGGAACACUCUCUGCAACAACAACUGACAUUCUUAGUUACCUACCAUCAAAUACAGCUUUUAUAGGUAUCAACGAGGGAGAAAUAGUCCUCUGGGUGAACGAGAAAGGAAAAGAAAUCAAAACUAGAGGAACUCAGAUCGAUAUCUCCGUCACAACCUAUUUUCAGUCUCUAUUGGAGACUGUACAUGAAGAAAUAGGUGUGAGAGCUGAUGUUAACUGUGAAGAUCGCUCAUUAAGGAACCCGAGCGAUAAACAGCUAGCGGAAAAAAGAUCCAGUAAGCCAAGGUCUCAUUCCUCAUCUUUUGAGACAAAGUCAUUGCAAACAUUUUACAAUGUUGUUAUGGACCCUAUAAGAGACUUACUCCAAAGCGAUGAGCUUGUGAUUGUUCCACAAGGACCUCUUUGUUUGGCCCCUUAUGCUGCUUUCAUGGACUUGGAAUCAAAGUUCCUCUGCGAAACUUUUAGAAUUCGCCUACUUCCCUCACUUUCUAGUCUGCAAUUAAUCCAAAAUUGUCCAGCAGAUUGGCACAGCAAGACUGGCGCUCUUCUUGUCGGCGAUCCGUGGGUACAGGAGGUAGUUUACGAAGGAAUGACGCUAGAACAGUUAGAGUGGGCUGAAAAGGAAGUGGAGAUGAUUGGGAAAAUUCUUCAAACUGAACCUAUCGUUGGAAAGCAGGCAACAAAAGAUGAAGUCUUAACACGUAUCUCCUCGGUUGCUUUGGUGCACAUUGCUGCUCACGGUAAAAUGGAAACAGGAGAAAUUGCCUUGGCCCCAAACACAACACGUUCAUCCGUGAAUCCAGCCAAGGAGGAUUACCUCUUAACUAUGAAAGAUGUUUUAGAGGCGCAAAUUAGGGCAAGACUUGUUGUACUUAGUUGUUGUCAUAGUGCCCGGGGAGAAGUCAAAUCUGAGGGUGUGGUCGGUAUUGCACGGGCAUUUUUAGGUGGUGGUGCUCGCUCUGUUCUGGUGUCCCUGUGGGCGAUCGACGACGAAGCUACUAUGCAGUUCAUGAAAGUUUUCUACCAACAACUAGUCCAUGGACGAAGUGCCAGUGAGGCUCUAAAUAAAGCCAUGAAAUCCAUGAGAGAAUCUGACCGCUUUAACGCAUUGAAGUACUGGGCACCGUUUGUUCUCAUUGGUGAUGAUGUAACGCUCGAGUUUGAGGGCAUCCAAUAA
Molecule: messenger RNA, 3086 nt
Organism: Porites lobata
Lineage: Eukaryota; Metazoa; Cnidaria; Anthozoa; Scleractinia; Poritidae
Source: the annotation of a GenBank genome assembly